CCAGAGCCGGAAGUGACGACACCAGCGAAGCCUUUUGGGCGGGGCCUGGACUGGCUGCUCCAAAGGCUGGGAUUUCACAUCGGAAACAAAACAGCGGCUGCUGGGGAAGGGACCUGGGCUGCGAGAGGUGGCGGCUGCGACGAGAAAGAACCUAAUCCGGGAGCCUGCAAGUAAGAGCAACCUGUGAAGUUCUUAGAAAGCUUGGCCUGGAGGAGAACACAUGAAAGAAAGAACCCCAGGAGGCUCUGAUUUCUGUGAAAAAGUAUUUCUAUACGGUUGUUCCAAUGACAGAGUUACCUGCACCCUUGUCCUACUUCCAGAAUGCCCAGAUGUCCGAGGACAACCACCUGAGCAAUACUAAUGACAGUAGAGAGCGGCAUGAGCACAGCAUCGAGAGGCGGAGGCGUGGCAACUCUGAGUCGUUAUCCAAUGGCGGAGCCCAGGGAAACUCACGCCAGGUGGUGGAACAAGAAGAAGAGGAAGACGAGGAGCUGACGUUGAAAUAUGGCGCCAAACAUGUGAUCAUGCUCUUUGUCCCUGUGACUCUAUGUAUGGUGGUGGUUGUGGCCACCAUCAAAUCAGUCAGCUUUUAUACCCGGAAGGAUGGGCAGCUGAUCUAUACUCCAUUUACAGAAGACACUGAGACUGUAGGGCAGAGAGCCCUGCACUCAAUUCUGAAUGCUGCUAUCAUGAUUAGUGUCAUUGUCGUCAUGACUAUUCUCCUGGUGGUUCUCUAUAAAUACAGGUGCUAUAAGGUCAUCCAUGCCUGGCUUAUUAUUUCAUCCCUAUUGUUGCUGUUCUUUUUCUCAUUCAUUUACUUGGGGGAAGUGUUUAAAACCUAUAACGUUGCCAUGGAUUACAUUACGGUGGCACUCCUGAUCUGGAAUUUUGGUGUGGUAGGAAUGAUUGCCAUUCACUGGAAAGGCCCAUUGCGACUCCAGCAGGCAUAUCUCAUUAUGAUCAGUGCCCUCAUGGCCCUGGUGUUUAUCAAGUACCUCCCGGAAUGGACCGCGUGGCUCAUCUUGGCUGUGAUUUCAGUAUACGAUUUAGUGGCUGUUUUGUGUCCAAAUGGCCCACUUCGUUUGCUGGUUGAAACAGCUCAGGAGAGAAAUGAAACUCUCUUUCCAGCUCUUAUUUACUCGUCAACAAUGGUGUGGUUGGUGAAUAUGGCAGAAGGAGACCCAGAAGCCCAAAGGAAGGUAUCCAAAAACUCCAAUUAUAAUGCACAAAGCACAGGUGAAUCACAAGACUCUGUGACAGAGAGUGAUGAUGGUGGCUUCAGUGAAGAGUGGGAAGCCCAGAGGGACAGUCGCCUGGGACCUCAUCACUCUACAGCUGAGUCACGAUCUGCUGUACAGGAUCUUUCCAGAAGCAUCCCAGCCACUGAGGACCCAGAAGAAAGGGGAGUAAAACUUGGAUUAGGAGAUUUCAUUUUCUACAGUGUUCUGGUUGGUAAAGCUUCUGCAACAGCCAGUGGAGACUGGAACACAACCAUUGCCUGUUUUGUAGCCAUAUUAAUUGGUUUGUGCCUUACAUUACUGCUCCUCGCCAUUUUCAAGAAAGCAUUGCCAGCUCUUCCAAUCUCUAUCACCUUUGGGCUUGUUUUCUACUUUGCCACAGAUUAUCUUGUGCAACCCUUUAUGGACCAAUUAGCAUUCCAUCAAUUUUAUAUCUAGCAUAUUUCCAGUUAGAAUCUCAUGGAUUUUUUCUCCUUUGGCUAUAAUAAAAUCUGGGGAAAGCAAAGGUGAUUUUGCUGUGUCCACAUCUAACAAAGUCAGGAUUCCCAGCUGGACCUUUUUGCAGCUUCCUUCCAAGUCUUCCUGACCACCUGCACUUUUGGGCAUUGGAAGGAGGUGUCUACAGAGUGUGGUUUUGAACAUAUGUCAUUGUGAUGGACUGAGUCUCUCAGUGCAAAAACUACCAGAUUUGAGGGACAAGGACAAGGACAAGUGAUGGGCCAAAAAGUCGCUGUGCUCCCACCAGCAGUUUGACCACUGGUCACAGGUGGAUUUUACCAACGCUGCAGACUCUCAGGACUAUCAUUACCAAGAGCUUAAAUGAAACGGUUUAAACCAAACAGGACUCUUCAUCUUAAACUACAUGGUGAAAGUCAACCUAAUAAAACCUGUAUUGAAUUCUGAACCUUCUCGGGAGAUCCUAUAAGGAGAGCAGGCACCAGCAGCAAAGUGGAAAGAUGGAAAGGGGCUCAGACUUUCACUUUCAGACUUUCUUGCUGCAGACUUAACCAUUUUUAAAUAAGACUUUCUUCUUCCCCCUGAGUCAAGUCAGAUGUAUAGGUUGAUUUUGACAGUUCUUGUUCUCAAGCACUGAAACUCAUUACCACCUAUGGUGCCAUUUCUUCGCAAGGCCAGUCUGAACUUACCUGAGGUUGCUUCUUCUUUAAAAGUCUGGACCUCAGGUUCCAAAUUCAGUAACUUCUGGAAAUAAUGGAACAUAAUGAUUCUCUACCACCCGUAGGUAAAUUCCAGGUUUCCCACCGAAUUCCUAAUUUGUAGGCAUACCUGUAGGUUCACUUGCCCCCAUGUGCCUCUCUUGUUCCCUCUCUCUCCCUUCACUCCCCUCCAAGGCACUUCUGUACAGUGAAUAUGGCAGCUCUGUUGUGGGAGCAGACGGUCCAGUUAUUCUAGGAUUUUGCUCUUUGUGUGGUACAGAGAACGUGUCAUGAAUCAGUGCUCUUGGCCUUGCUGUUGCCAUUUCUUCAACAGCAAAUACAAUGUGUGCCCAAAGACAGUAGAAUUAAAGAAGAGUAAAAUGGCUGUUGAAGCACUUUCUGUCCGGUUUUUCUUUUCUUUUUUUAAGGAAAAAAAAAAAAAAUCAAAACUACAACCCAUUGUCUCUGACAGUAAGUCAGAAUUUAACCAAUAGCCGAAAGCUGGAGGUGUAUGCAGUUUAUGAUGGAGAAGGCCGUUCGCUCAGCUGUGAGAGAACCGAGACUCAGGAGGGGAACCAGCUGCCAGGAGAGGGGAGCAGGGGCCCCCAACAGCCAGUGGAGAGGAUGAGCUCAUGUCCUGUUGGCAGCUGUUUAGGAGGGCAUCCAAGUGAUUCCUCACAAUGGGUGGUUUGUGUUUUCCCUUCCGCCUUACCUUUCGUCUCAAUGUACCUUUGUGUGGAUUGGGCCACAGAGUUCAGGCCCUGCACAGUUCGGCUGGAUAAUGCACAAAGCCGAGCAGCCGCCUGUGGGCACGUGGCACCUCUGAAUGAAGCUUUGCCAGGCACACCCCUUCUUCACCACGGACAGCCCUCAGCCAUGGUCAUCAGACUGUGAGCCUUUGUGAGAAGCCUCCUGUGGCUUCUCUUCCCCCUGUGGCUGAAGAGAGGCCAGCUUUCCCUCUGUUUCCCGCUGCUUUCUCUCCAGCCAUCAUUUGAUCUGGUCUGGGGUUCUCCUUGCCAUGUGGAGUAUGUGUUUUCUGUCAUGGAUUGUUUCUCAUAAGAAGCUAACUUAGGAGUAAUGUGCUGGUCCUAACCUGUGUAUAAGAACUGCCUCAUAUUAGGCUGUGGGAACUGCAGGAAAAAUAAGAGCUAUGUGAAGAAAGUGGGGCUUGAAGUAAGUUCUCUCUUUUUUUCAUUCAGCCCCUUUCCAAGAAUCUCUCUCUCUCUCCUCAUGUAAGUGACACUGGGUAUUGUCUUCUAGAAAGACGUGUGGUUCAAUACAACAAAGCCACCUGAACUCCAAUUUGUGGUUUGAAGCAGUCUUGAAGGGAGCCCUGAUCUAGAAUAGUUUGUGUGAGGGUCCCAAACGUGCUGUGUCAUGGAGGCUUUAUCUCUGAAGAGGCUGUGUGGCGUGUGUGAUCAGCUUUAAAUGCAUCCUAUGUGUUACUGUCCUACGAGAAGUAUUGCAUCAGACCUGUUGCUUUCUCCAAGAUGGAGCCAUGUCUCAGCAUAGACACAGUGUAUUUCCUUAAACCACCAGUUUCAGAUGCAGAAACUUUCCUUCAAACCUUCUUUUCACUUGUUCCUGAAAUAUCCAAAUGCUAGUCUUCCACCAUGAAAAAAUAGAUUGUUACCAGAGAAAACUAUAGCAAUUCCACUGAGGAUGUGUCCUCAUGGGGCCGGUGGGGGGUGGGGGGUGGGGGGGAGCCCGGCAGAACAAAUGAUAAAGCAUGACCAUCUGACCUGCUUUUAAAAAAGGGAGAGGACAGUAGGAAAAAGGACGCCCACGGGUGUCUGGAUCUGACUGGCCUACAGAAAAAUACAGAGUGUUUACAUGCAGAAUGUUGCCACAAACUGGCCUAUGGAAAUACCAACCAUAUUUGGAAGAUUCGUGGAAUUUUUUCUGAAGAAGAAGGGCUGGCUUCUCCCUUUGAUUCUCAUCAAGUUAGUGUGUGGUCCUUGGAUCACAGUUCUCUCUAUAAAUGACCAGAUUUCUUGCUCAGAAAAAAAUUUUUCUAAGAAACUUUUUCUUUCUUAAAAGAAAAUUGUUAAGUGAAGAGUUUAUUGAUUGCACUACAGAAGCAACAGCUAAUGAGGGGAUGGUUUUAAUUUUUAAACUCCUGGAUCUCCUUUUUUUUUUUUAAGUGUUCCUUGGUUUUAAAAAAACUCGACUUCCAUAACAGAUGUCCAAACACAUAAUAUGUUUAGUACUUGGCCUCAAAAACUUGACGUAUGUACAUGUCUUGAUCAUCAUUUGCAGAAUGUGAGACAGAAGUUAAACCACCACCUUAGAUCUUCCAGGUCACACAUCUCGAGGAGCCCUCUGAUCCUGAUCCCCAGUGCCUGGCCUUGCUUAUUCACUCAUUCACAAUCUAGCCCUGAAGAAAAAGAGGUCCGAAACCACUAUGGAAAUUUUCGCCAAUGUCUUCCAUGUUCUUAGCAUGGUGCUGGAGUCUAACGAGGCAAAGAUGAACGAGAUGCAUCUUCAGAGUGUAGCUUAGUCCCUUUUUUUCUGCUAUCUUUAACUUCCCAAAAUAUUGGAUGCUUGUCAAUACCCCCUUUUCAUGGUUACUGUUAUGAGGGCUUUAAAAUUGAUGAUAUAAAGAUGACUUGAUUCUUCGUGAAACCAAUCCUUUCAGUAAAUUACUCCUUUUUCUCUAAA
Sus scrofa (pig) is the source of this 5053-nucleotide messenger RNA. It is a transcript of the gene PSEN1, whose product is annotated as presenilin 1. The record is from RefSeq and is a predicted model, not a curated record. Gene Ontology annotation, cellular component: membrane; gamma-secretase complex. Gene Ontology annotation, molecular function: aspartic endopeptidase activity, intramembrane cleaving. Gene Ontology annotation, biological process: protein processing; membrane protein ectodomain proteolysis; intracellular signal transduction. Lineage: Eukaryota; Metazoa; Chordata; Mammalia; Artiodactyla; Suidae.